Molecule: messenger RNA, 1350 nt
Organism: Salpingoeca rosetta
Lineage: Eukaryota; Choanoflagellata; Craspedida; Salpingoecidae
Product: UDP-glucuronate decarboxylase 1
Exons: 11
Coding region: 1-1350 (449 amino acids)
Biological process (GO): D-xylose metabolic process
Cellular component (GO): cytoplasm
Molecular function (GO): NAD+ binding; UDP-glucuronate decarboxylase activity
Source: RefSeq, a predicted model, not a curated record
AUGGGAGUGACACUUCGAGCCAUGGGCGCCGACACCGCUUCCAAAAAGUUCGCUGUGUUCUUCGCAGUGAGCGCGCUGGUUCUCCUCGUGGUUCUAACGCGGGGCGUACCAAUUGAGCCGAUGAACUCACAGCAGCUCAAGGAAGAUGACACGGAAGAUGCAAUCCGAAGGAGCGAGAGCGCGCUGGAGGACCACGUGCGCAACCUCGAGAAGACCCAGCGGGAAAUGGACAAGGCCAAGCGGGAGCUGAGCCGGUUGAAGCAGCAGCUGCUUGACCUCCGCAACGCCAGCACCAACACCUUCCCCAGCGUCGUCCCGCGCAACGAAUUCGACCGCAAGCGCAUCCUCAUCACAGGCGGAGCAGGGUUUGUUGGGUCGCACCUGACGGAUGCGCUGAUGAAGCAGGGCCACGAGGUCACCGUCAUGGACAACUUUUUCACUGGGCGAAAGAAGAACGUCGAGCACUGGAUCAGGCACCCGAACUUUGAGCUGAUCAACCACGAUGUUGUUGAGCCGUUCAUGAUUGAGGUUGACGAAAUCUACCACCUCGCAUCGCCAGCCAGCCCGCCCCACUACAUGUACAACCCGAUCAAGACCAUCAAGACCAACACCCUCGGCACCAUCAACAUGCUUGGCCUGGCUAAGCGCGUGGGUGCGCGUCUCUUGCUCGCGUCCACAUCGGAGGUCUACGGGAACCCAACGGUUCACCCUCAGCCGGAGACAUAUUUUGGCAACGUCAACCCAGACGGUCCGCGCGCAUGUUACGACGAGGGCAAGCGCAUUGCAGAGACCAUGUGCUAUGCGUACCAGAAGCAGAGCGGGGUCGAGGUGCGCGUUGCUCGCAUCUUCAACACGUUUGGACCACGCAUGCACAUUGGUGACGGGCGAGUUGUGAGCAACUUCAUCAUCCAGGCAUUGCAGGGCCAGCCCAUGACCGUCUACGGCGAGGGAAAGCAGACGAGGUCGUUCCAGUAUGUGAGUGAUCUUGUCGACGGGCUCAUGGCGCUCAUGAACAGCGACUUUUCGGACCCCGUCAACAUCGGCAACCCAGAGGAGUACACGAUGGUUGACUUUGCCAAGUCGAUCCGGGAGCUUGUCGGCGACCCGAAAGUUGAGAUCACGCACAAGCCCGCCACCCAGGACGACCCACAGCGCCGCCGCCCAGACAUCACCCGCGCCAAGCAGCACCUUGGGUGGGAGCCGAAGGUGAAGGUGGUUGAUGGACUGAAGAAGACGAUUGAGUACUUCCGUCGCGAGCUGGAGCAGCCGAGUGCGCGCGCCGCCGAUGGCCGCGGUGUUGGCGGUCCAUAUGGGCACCAGAUCCACCUCCCCUAUGUCAACGAGGAGUAG